AGUUUUCCCGCACCAGCACUGCGCGAUUUCUUCUCUUCUUCUCUUCUUACGUUUCUCUUACUCUUAUCGCAGCCCCUUAUUUCUCUUACCUUCCCUUUUCCUCCUCUUCUUCUUUUUUUUGACUUUUCGCUAAAGCAAAGCCAAACAAGCACUCCCUCCCUCCCCUCUGUUGACGACAAUGCCCGGCAUGAAGCGCACCCGCUCCGACUCGGCCAUCGAGGAGGCCGCCGUGUCCGCCUACGUGGAGUCGUGCACGCACUUCAAGUCCAACGUGACCUUCACGGACAUCUCGAAGGCCUCGGCGGUGGCCCCGCACGUGCUGCUGGUUGGUGCGCCGGGCCAGUUGAAAGACAAGACCGUCGAGUCACUGCCCUUCUACGGCCCGGCCGUCGCAGCCGCCAUCGCCCGCGCGAAGGCCGGCGAGACGGUGACGACGCUGGCGGAGGUGCAGGGACGGUCCGGGUACGUGAAGGUCUCGGUCACCGCCUUGCCGGACACGGCCUCCCGCACGAACUGCCCCUACCGCGCCGACAGCCUGACCGAGGCGGUCGCCGCGGCCUGUGCGGGCGUGGGCGAGGGCGAGACGUUGGAUGUGUACGUGCGGGCCCCCGCUGGCGCGGAGACGGCGGUUGCCAACGCCGUCGCUCGAGCCGCGCCGCACUCCUAUACGGCGAAGGACGGACAGUCGGCGAAGGCGUACCUGAAGCAGGCGAUGACGUUGAACGUGGUGCUGUCGUCGCGUGCCGCCUUCACAGGGGAGAAGGUGCACGGCAAGGCGGUGACCGUGGCGGAGCUGGACGCGAUUUGCACCUCCGUCCAGCUGUGCCAGCGCCUGGUGGACACCCCGACGUGCACGCUGGACACCAUCGUGUACACCGAGAUCGCGACGGCGUACGCGAAGGAGCUGGGGGCGGACAUCACGGUGAUUAAGGGCGAGGAGCUGCGCGAGAAGGGCUACGGCGGCAUCUACGCGGUGGGCAAGGCGGCGCAGUACCCUCCGCACCUCGUGACGCUGCGCUACAAAAACCCGCACGCCGCCGCCGGGGCGAAGAACGUCGCGAUGAACGGCAAAGGCAUCGUGUACGAUUGCGGUGGUCUUGCUCUCAAGCCGGCCCAGCACAUGUCGAACAUGAAGACGGAUAUGGGCGGCUCCGCUGGCCUCUUCUGCGCCUUCAUCGCGGUGGUGCGGUGCAUGAAGCUGCAGCAGGAUCACUACCACCACAUCGCGAACCUCAGCGUGACGCUGUGCAUGGCGGAGAACGCGAUGGGCCCCAAUGCGUACCGCAACGAUGACGUCGUGAUUAUGAAGUGCGGGAAGUCCGUCGAGGUGAUGAACACGGAUGCGGAGGGCCGCAUCGUGCUCGGCGAUGGCGUGUACUACGCAACAGGCGAGCAGGACUUUAUUCCAGACGAGGUGAUCAACAUGGCGACGCUGACGGGCGCGCAGGGCAUCGCGACCGGCACGAAGCACGCCGGCGUGUACGUGAGCACGGCACAGCAAGAGGCGGAGAUCGUGAAGGCGGGUCUGGCGAGCGGGGAUGUCUGCUUCCCGGUGCUGUACUGCCCGGAGGCGCACAAGGAGGUGUACACGAGCUCGCUGGCCGACAUGCGCAACAUCGCGAACGUGCCGGUCAGCCCCGGCGCAAGCCUCGGUGGCUACUUCGUGGAGCAGAUGAUGCACGAGCGCUUCAAGGGUGCAUUUGUACACGUCGAUAUCGCCUUCCCGAGCUCGAACAAGUCGGGCGCCACGGGCUACGGGGUGAGUCUUGUGGCGGAGUACCUUCGCAAGUUCUAA
Messenger RNA from Leptomonas pyrrhocoris, 1795 nucleotides. RefSeq names its product aminopeptidase putativemetallo-peptidase Clan MF Family M17. Gene Ontology annotation, molecular function: manganese ion binding; metalloaminopeptidase activity. The record is from RefSeq and is a predicted model, not a curated record. Gene Ontology annotation, biological process: proteolysis. The transcript has a single exon. Lineage: Eukaryota; Euglenozoa; Kinetoplastea; Trypanosomatida; Trypanosomatidae. The coding region runs from base 179 to 1795 and encodes 538 amino acids. Gene Ontology annotation, cellular component: cytoplasm.